CAGAAACGUAGGAAACCCUAACCAUCCUCACGGACCUAACCUUGCUUUCUCCCUCUUUCUUUCUCCGAGUCUCUUCAUCUCAAGGAUCCAGGGUUCACAUUUCACGAAAACGGACUGCUUCAUUGUCCAGGAGAACUGAUCAAAUUAUGGCAUCACCAGCUUGGUUGCCGGUGGAAGUGCAGUCUUCAGCAUCUCAGAAUCCUGUCACUGGUUUACCUGCCGGAGGGCCUUCUGGGGGGCCUCCUACUCCAACUGGAGCCAUUGCUCCUGCUUCAGUUGCUACUAUAUCCACUUCAGAGGGUGCAAGUGGUACUGCAAGUAAUUCAAUUCAAGAAUCUGCUCAAGGAAAAUUUGUUAAUGCACCUCCCCAUGUACCUCCAGGACCCUCAUUCUCAUACAGUGGUAUUCCACAUGUUACCACUGCAUCUGGAACCUCACAGCAGUUACCAUCUGGUUCAGUGAUAAGUUCAAAUCCACUAGCAUCUACAGUGGUCUUUCAAACCCCAGUUCCUGGUCCCUCUUCAUCUUCUGGUCCCUCAUUCUCAUACAACAUUGCACAUAAAGGUGCUGGUUUCCCUGGUAGCCAGCCAUUCCAAUCUAGCACAUCUAUUGCUUCUGGUCCAAGAGGACCCUCACCAAAUGCUGCAAGCUUUUCUUUUAACGGGAACCCUCAAUUGGUGCAGAAAGAUCAAACCUUGAAAUCUGAUAACUCAGGGGCUGUUGCACAAGAAGCUGGUAGUAUGUCUUCUGCUUCUCAUGUCUCUCAGUCUGUUCCAUUUCCUUGCUCAAGUUCUACAAUGUCUGUAUCUUCAUCUCCCAAGAUGGGCCCGACGACUUUAUGGAUGCCCUCUAACCCAUCUUUUCCUGUGCCUUCUGGAAUGCCUGUAACUCCUGGAACACCUGGCCCCCCUGGAAUAGCUCCAUCUACACCAUUAUCCUCCAAUCUGGCUGUCCCAUCUGCAUCCAUGGAUUUCUCUUCUUCUGUGGUUUCAAGAGCUAUUUUUCCGGCUGCUCCUGUUUCGUCAAACCCAGCUAUUCAGCAGCAAAUAUAUCCUUCCUAUUCAUCUUUGCCUGCCACAAAUGCUUCUUCUCAGGGACCAUGGUUGCAGCCCCCACAAAUGGGUGGUUUGCCAAGGCCACCAUUUGUACCUUAUCCUGCUGUCUAUCCCACUCCCUUUCCUUUGCCAGCCCAUGGUUUGCCUCUUCCUUCUGUUCCAUUGCCUGAUUCCCAACCUCCUGGAGUAACUCCAGUGGGAACUGCAGGUGGAACUCCUAUAUCUGCUGCAGUUUCAGGUCAUCACCUGGCAAAUACUUCAGGGAUGCUGUCGGAAUUACCUCCUCCGGGAAUUGAUGACAAUAAGCAUGUCAAUGGUGCUGGAACCAAGGAUGGAGCAGCUGCGAAUGAACAAGUAGAUGCCUGGACUGCCCACAAGACUGACACUGGAGUUGUGUACUACUAUAAUGCUUUAACAGGAGAAUCCACUUAUGAAAAACCCUCUGAUUUUAAGGGAGAGGCUGAUAAAGUUACCGUACAGCCAACUCCAGUUUCAUGGGAAAAGUUGACUGGCACUGAUUGGGCAUUGGUUACCACUAAUGAUGGCAAAAAAUAUUACUACAACACCAAAACCAAGUUAAGCAGCUGGCAAAUCCCAACUGAGUUGACUGAGAUGAGAAGGAAGCAGGACAGUGUUGCUUUAAAAGAACAUGCAAUGUUAGCACCAAAUACCAAUGUGUCAACAGAAAAAGGGCCUUCCCCAAUUGCUUUGAGUGCUCCUGCUGUUACCACUGGUGGACGUGAUGCCACACCUCUUAGAACCUCAGCUGUUCCAGGAUCAGCAUCUGCCCUGGAUAUGAUAAAAAAGAAGUUGCAGGACUCUGGAGCUCCUGCUACUUCUUCACCUGUUCAUUCAUCUGGACCAAUUGCAUCAGAAUUAAAUGGUUCACGACUGAUUGAGCCUACAGUCAAGGGCCUGCAAAGUGAAAACAGCAAAGACAAGCUAAAAGACACUAAUGGGGAUGGUAAUAUGUCUGACUCUUCUUCAGAUUCUGAGGAUGUAGACAGUGGACCCACAAAGGAGGAGUGUAUCAUCCAAUUCAAGGAGAUGCUUAAGGAACGUGGAGUGGCACCUUUUUCAAAAUGGGAGAAAGAACUGCCGAAGAUUGUUUUUGAUCCACGUUUCAAGGCUAUUCCAGGCUAUUCUGCUAGGAGAUCCUUGUUUGAGCACUAUGUUAGAACACGUGCUGAGGAGGAGCGAAAGGAAAAACGAGCAGCUCAGAAGGCUGCAAUUGAGCGCUUCAAGCAGUUGCUGGAAGAAGCAUCAGAGGAUAUUGAUCACAAGACUGACUAUCAAACAUUCAGAAAGAAAUGGGGUGAUGACCCCAGGUUCGAGGCUUUGGACCGCAAGGAUCGGGAACUUCUGUUGAAUGAAAGGGUCCUCCCUCUGAAGAGGGCUGCUGAAGAGAAGGCUCAAGCAAUACGUGCAGCAGCUGUCUCUAGCUUCAAGUCCAUGCUUCGUGACAAAGGAGAUAUAACAAGAAGUACCCGUUGGUCCAGGGUGAAGGAUAGCCUAAGGAAUGACCCCAGAUAUAAAUGUGUUAAACAUGAGGAUAGGGAGAUUUUAUUUAAUGAGUAUAUAUCUGAGUUAAAAGCUGCUGAAGAGGAAGUGGAACGAGAAGCAAAAUCCAAAAAGGAGGAGCAGGAUAAAUUGAAGGAAAGGGAGCGAGAAUUACGGAAACGGAAAGAAAGGGAAGAACAAGAAAUGGAGAGGGUGCGACUGAAAGUGCGCAGAAAAGAGGCGGUAUCAUCUUAUCAAGCCUUACUUGUGGAAACCAUUAAAGACCCUCAGGUAUCUUGGACGGAAUCAAAGCCUAAAUUGGAGAAAGAUCCACAAGCACGUGCAACAAAUUCUGAUCUUGAUCCAUCUGACCUGGAGAAGCUCUUCCGGGAACACAUAAAGAUGCUUCAUGAGCGGCGUGCACACGAAUUUAGAGCUUUGUUGUCUGAAGUCCUAACUGCAGAAGCAGCUACACAGGAGACUGAAGAUGGAAAAACAGUUCUGACAUCAUGGUCGACGGCCAAACGUCUGCUGAGAUCUGAUACCAGGUAUAUAAAGAUGCCAAGAAAAGAUAGGGAAUCAGUAUGGCGCAGAUAUAGCGAGGAGAUGCUGCGGAAGCAAAAAUUGGCGCAGGAUCAAACUGAAGAGAAGCAUACAGAAGUAAAAGGUAGAAGCUCUGUUGAUUCCGGGAGAUUUCCAUCUGGGUCAAGGAGAGCCCAUGAGCGAAGAUGACUUUUUUUUCUCACUUUUUUCCUGUCAGAAAAUAGACUUUACUUUUGCUUACUGAUUAGUUGUUAAUUUAAUUUUUUUUUUUUCACAUUUAGUUUUUCCUUUUCUACCGUAUAUUUUUCUGUUUUUGAUUAUGGGGUUCAAGCUAAUUGAUCUCUGUGAAUGCUGUAAUUUAUAUGUAUCUAAAGUGAUUUUUGUUUAACGUCUUCAUGGGGUAGAAAAGCAAAUGAUAAUGACCAUUAUGGGACACAAAGGAAAGCUGCCUUGAAAGUUAUGUGGUCUC
Molecule: messenger RNA, 3567 nt
Organism: Vitis riparia (riverbank grape)
Lineage: Eukaryota; Viridiplantae; Streptophyta; Magnoliopsida; Vitales; Vitaceae
Product: pre-mRNA-processing protein 40C
Exons: 17
Coding region: 147-3287 (1046 amino acids)
Cellular component (GO): nucleus
Molecular function (GO): RNA polymerase binding; transcription coregulator activity
Source: RefSeq, a predicted model, not a curated record